AUGUCGCACGAGGUCUUAACUGGCUUGUCGUGCUUCACGAUUGCCGAAGCCCAGAAGCUGUUGGCCCGCAUCAAUGAGCUGAGCCAGGCCAAGGUCAACGACAUCCGCGGCCACUGGCUGUACUUCGUUGACUUCAAGGCCUCCGCUGCUGCCAGCCUCGACCAGGUCAAGCAGCUGCUCGAGCUGGACUACGCCGGCGACUUCUCCGCCGCCGAGACCAAGCCCAACGCCCUCAGCAUCUACGUCACCCCCCGCAACACCAUCUCGCCAUGGAGCUCCAAGGCCACCGCCAUUGCCCACGUCUGCGGCCUGAAGGACACCGUCAACCGUAUCGAGCGGGGCCGCCGCAUCACCAUCGAGUUCGACGGGCCCUACAGCGGCGAGCAGGCCCUGUCCUUCCGCGACGUCAUCUACGACCGCAUGACCGAAUCCCUGACCUUCGAGCCCCCGAGCACGACUGAAAUGUUCAGUGAAGGCGCCCAGUCUCCACUCGUAGUCGUCGACAUCUUCGCCAGUGACCGUGAGCCCCUUGCUGUUCUGCAGGAGUACAACCAGAAGAAGGGCCUGGGUCUUGACCAGGCCGAGAUGGAAUACCUAGUCGGUGUCUUCACCAAGCUCGGCCGCCCGCCGCAUGAUGUUGAGCUGUUCAUGUUUGCCCAAGUGAACUCUGAGCACUGCCGACACAAGGUUUUCAAUGCAAACUGGACCAUCGACGGACAGCGCAUGGAUAAGAGCCUCUUCGAGAUGAUCAAGAAUACCCACAAGGCCACUCCUGACUAUACCGUCUCGGCCUACAGUGACAAUGCUGCCGUAUUGCAAGGAGAGGUUGCAAACUACUGGGCUCCCGACUACAACUCAGGUUCAUGGAAAUUGACCAAGGAGGUAGUCCACAUGCUUGCCAAGGUUGAGACACACAACCACCCAACUGCUAUAUCUCCUUUCCCAGGUGCCGCAACAGGUUCUGGUGGCGAGAUUCGUGACGAGGCUGCCGUGGGUAAGGGUUCUACCACAAAGGGUGGCUUGGCUGGUUUCUGGGUCUCGGACCUCUUGAUUCCAGGCAAGAAGCAGCCCUGGGAGUUGGACAUUAAGAAGCCCGCCCAUUACGCCAGUAGUCUGGAUAUCAUGCUUGAGGCACCCAUCGGAAGCGCCCGUUUCAACAACGAGUUUGGUAGACCUUGUCUUACUGGCACUUUCCGAACCCUUCUUACGGCCGAGGAACAUGCCAACAAGGGCGACUGGCGUGGCUACCACAAGCCGAUCAUGAUUGCCGGCGGUGUGGGAACAGUGAGGCCCGACAACGCCCUGAAAGAUGAGUCCGACGUCCACGAUGGCGCCCAUGUGAUUGUCCUCGGAGGUCCAGCCAUGCUGAUCGGCCUGGGCGGUGGUGCUGCUUCAAGCAACCAGUCUGUCGAAGCAAGCGCCGACCUAGACUUCGAUAGUGUGCAGCGAGGAAACCCCGAAAUGGAGAGAAGGGCACAAAUGGUGAUCAACACAUGUGUUGCCCUUGGCAAGGAAAACCCUAUUGCCAUGAUCCACGACGUCGGCGCUGGUGGAUUGUCGAAUGCUCUGCCGGAGCUUGUGAAGGACGCCGGCUUUGGUGGCAAGUUCGAAUUGCGCCAGGUUGAUCGUACCGGCAACAUGAGUCCUCUUGAGAUAUGGUGCAACGAAUCUCAAGAGCGAUAUGUCCUACUUGUAAACAAGGAAGGCAUGAACCAGUUCACCCGGAUCUGUCAGAGGGAAAGAUGCGGUUUCUCCAACGUGGGAACAGUCGUUUCGAAAGACGGGAACGGCGAUGCGAGCUUGAUUCUCACCGAUAGAGAGUCUUCUGAGCACCCUGUCCCCAUUGAUCUGCCCAUGGAUGCCCUUUUCCCACCCGGCAGGAGGCUGGAGAAGGACGUUGAGACCGUUCAAAAGAAACUGAGUGCUUUUGAGCCCGCAGCAAGUUUGCAGGAGAAGUUCAGCAUCUCUGACAUGGGUUCUGCAAUUUCCAAAGCCACAGAACUAGUGUUCAACCUCCCCUCUGUUGGGUCCAAGUCAUUCUUGAUCACGAUUGGCGAUCGGACCGUUGGAGGUUUGACAGCACGCGACCAGCUAGUCGGUCCUUGGCAAGUACCUGUUGCCGACGUGGCCGUCACCUUGACAUCGUUUGCCAUUGACGAAAAGACCCGUCGCGGUGAGGCUAUGGCAAUGGGAGAGAAGCCGACACUAGCCUUGAUCUCUCCUGCCGCCUCAGCUCGUAUGGCCGUUGUUGAGUCCCUGAUGAACUUGGGUGCUGCCAACAUCAAGAAUGCAACGGACGUUCGAGGUGACCUCCGUCGAGUCAAGCUGUCAGCCAACUGGAUGGCUGCUGUCAAUCACCCUGGAGAGGGCCCGGCCCUGUACGAGGCCGUUAAAGCCAUAGGCAUGGAGCUUUGUCCGCAAUUAGGUGUCUCCAUCCCGGUAGGCAAGGACUCUACGUCGAUGAAAGCUUCCUGGAAAGACAAGGCCACCGGGGAGACGAACAGCGUCACAGCCCCCGUCACGGUUGUCAUUUCUGCAUUCUCCCUGGUGGAGGACGUGCGUAGCACUUGGACGCCUCAACUGCGCCGCACGGAAGAUGUCGGCGACUCCGUGCUCCUAUACGUCGAUCUUGCGGAGGGCCGCAAGGCCAUGGGAGGCUCGGCUCUCGCACAGUGCCUUGGGCAGCUGGGCAACGAGGCACCUGACGUUAGAAACGUCGAACUUAUCAGAGAUUACUUCGAUGCUCUAUCGCAGUUACAUGAGGAGGAUAUCGUCCUUGCGUAUCAUGACAGGUCGGAUGGUGGUCUUCUGGCCACUGUUGCCGAAAUGAUGUUUGCCGGGCGAUGCGGCGCGGAUAUUGCCCUCGACAGCAUAGCCAAAUCCGACUCGGUGACAGACGUCCUCGAAGCUUUGUUCAACGAAGAGCUUGGCGCUGUCUUCCAAGUGAGGAAGGCAGAUGAAACGAGGUUCAUGAAGUGCUUCGCCACCAGUGGACCGCCACCAGGUCUGAUUAAGAAGAUCGGAUUUGUUCGCUCCGCAGCUAAGCAGUCACUCGUCAUUCGACACACGUCUACAGUCUUGGCCGACUUGGAUCGUGUCCAGAUGCAACAGUGGUGGUCGAACACUUCCUACGCCAUGCAGAAGCUCAGAGAUAACCCAGCUUGUGCUGACUCAGAGUUCGACACAAUCGCAGAUUCCAAGGACCCAGGAAUCUCUUACCAGCUCACAUAUGACCCAGCUGACACUGCUCUACCAAUGAUGACCAGUUUCAAGAACCUCAUGGGCGCUAGGCCUCGCGUGGCUAUUCUUCGAGAGCAGGGUGUCAACGGCUACGCUGAGAUGGCGUUUGCCUUCCGUGCUGCUGGCUUCGAUGCCGUCGACGUGAUGAUGACAGAUAUCCUUGAUGGAUAUUCCUUGGAGGGCUUCCGCGGCCUCGCAGCAUGUGGUGGUUUCUCAUAUGGUGACGUACUAGGUGCCGGCCAAGGCUGGGCCAAAUCCAUCCUCAUGCACGAGAAUGCCCGAAGAACCUUUGAGACCUUCUUCAAGCGACCAGACACUUUCAGUCUUGGCGUCUGUAACGGUUGCCAGAUGUUGUCGAGGCUCAAAUCGCUCAUUCCUGGUGCCGAUCACUGGCCAACAUUUGUCGAGAAUACAAGCCAGCAGUUCGAAGGACGCUUCUCCAUGGUCCAGAUCAAGGAGGAUAAGCCGUCUGUCUUCUUCGAUGGCAUGAGCAGCUCGUCUUUCCCUAUCGUCGUGUCCCAUGGCGAGGGCAGAGCAGAGUUCUCGUCCCCCAACGCUCUUCAGUCACUGAGCGACAACGGUCUCAUCCCCAUUCGUUACGUCGACAACUACGGCUCCGUGACUGAGAAGUACCCGUUCAACCCCAACGGCAGUCCCCAAGGUAUUGCUGGUGUCAAGAGCCGCGACGGCCGUGUCGUCGCGAUGAUGCCGCAUCCCGAGCGCACAAUCAUGGCUGAUGCAUGCAGCUACGCACCCAAGGAUCUCAAGGACGAAUGGGGUCAGUACAGCCCGUGGUUCAAGAUGUUCUUGAAUGCACGCAAGUGGGUUGGCUAA
Molecule: messenger RNA, 4074 nt
Organism: Neoarthrinium moseri
Lineage: Eukaryota; Fungi; Ascomycota; Sordariomycetes; Amphisphaeriales; Apiosporaceae
Exons: 4
Coding region: 1-4074 (1357 amino acids)
Biological process (GO): 'de novo' IMP biosynthetic process
Molecular function (GO): phosphoribosylformylglycinamidine synthase activity
Source: RefSeq, a predicted model, not a curated record